Messenger RNA from Miscanthus lutarioriparius, 711 nucleotides. The record is from the annotation of a GenBank genome assembly. Lineage: Eukaryota; Viridiplantae; Streptophyta; Magnoliopsida; Poales; Poaceae.
AUGUCGCCGUUACCGGUCAGCUACAUGCCCUUAGAUGCAGGUGCCGCCACGUCGUCUCCGGAGGCGGAGGAGGUCUCGGUGUGCACCGUCGCCGCCACGGCGGUUGCCACCGGUCACCUCAUGCUCAAGCUCGAGGGCUACUCGCGGCUCAAGGGGACGCACCACGAGAACGGCAGCUACAUAGAGUCCAGUGUGUCCAAGGUCGGAGGUCACACCUGGAAGAUCCGUUGCUACCUCAACGGCAACAGCAAGGAGAACGCAGGCUUCGUCUCGCUGUAUCUGAACCUCUGUAGUGACUCCGUCGUCCUCGCCGAGUUCGAGUUCGCUCUGGUGCGUCACCAAGGCACACCGCCGGCGUACGGUCACCAAGGCUCGCCGAGCAAGACGUCGCAGGGCGUACGCACCUUUGGGGGCAAGGAUAAGUACUGCCGCUGGGGUCUCCCGCGGUUCAUCAGCGUGGAGGAGCUGGAGCGCUCCAUGUUCCUCAGGGACGACUGCCUCGCCGUCCGGUGCACGGUCACCCUCGUCCGGGAGCGGACCGUGAAGGAGAAGGUCGUGCAGGCGCACGACCUGGCGAGGCUGGGGAUGCUCUGCAAGUGCGACGACCACCUGUGCAAGCGCCAUCACGCGAGGCCUGCCGAGACUUUCUGGGGGAGAUUUGCCAAGUUGUGCCACUACAUCUGUCGUGCUUCUGUUUAUCGCGCGCGCUGA